This is a messenger RNA of Hyla sarda, 1817 nucleotides long. It is a transcript of the gene DHRS12, whose product is annotated as dehydrogenase/reductase 12. The transcript is spliced from 10 exons. Bases 201 to 1163 code for a protein of 320 amino acids. The record is from RefSeq and is a predicted model, not a curated record. Lineage: Eukaryota; Metazoa; Chordata; Amphibia; Anura; Hylidae.
CGUGUCCCUCCGUCUGCCUUAUAUAACAGCAGCAGGGAGGAGGCAGCCGGACAUUGCCCCGGGAUAGGAACAGGACGGGGCCGUCCUCCUUACACAAUAUGGGCGGCCUCCGGUUACAUAUCCCGGUGACGUCCCCCGGGAGGCGUGUCCGCCGUAUGGAGAGUGUAUGAGGACAGGACCCGGGCUCACACCCCGCAGACAUGUCUCUCUACAGGAACACCGUGUGGUUUGUGAAGGGGCUGCGGGAGUACACCAGGGGCGGAUAUGAAGCUGCUGCCAAACACUUUGCUGCAGAAGAUCUACAAGUUGAUGUUACUGGAAGGUCUUACAUGAUCACAGGGGCAAAUAGUGGUAUCGGCAAAACAACUGCUCUGGAGAUUGCUAAAAAAGGUGGCAUAAUUCAUAUGGUAUGCCGAAAUAAAGAACGAGCAGAAGAGGCACAAAAAGAGAUUAUUGCAGGCAGUGGGAAUCAGAGUAUAUCUGUCCAUCUGCUGGACAUGUCCAACCCAAAAGAAAUCUGGGAGUUUGCUGAAAGGUUUAAGGCUGAAAACCGUCUGCAUGUAUUGGUGAACAAUGCUGGGUGCAUGGUAAACAGUCGGGAAUUAACAGAUGAUGGACUAGAGAAGAACUUUGCCACCAAUGUCUUGGGUACAUAUAUUUUGACAAAAGCUCUGCUUCCUGCCUUGGAAAAGGAAGAUGAUCCCAGAGUAGUAACAGUCUCGUCGGGUGGUAUGCUGGUUCAGAAGCUGGACGUCUUAGAUCUUCAAUUUGAGACGAGCACGUUUGAUGGAACCAUGGCCUAUGCACAAAACAAGAGACAGCAAGUAAUCCUGACUGAGCAGUGGGCUAAAGAAUACCCAAAAGUCCAUUUUUCAGUCAUGCAUCCGGGCUGGGCUGACACACCAGCGGUGAGGUCUUCAAUGCCAGACUUCUAUGAGAAGAUGAAGAACAGAUUACGCACAGAAGAACAAGGAGCAGACACCGUGGUGUGGCUGGCCGUGUCUCCUGCUGCAACUAAGCAUGCGAGUGGCCUCUUCUUCCAAGAUCGGAAGCCUGCUUCUACCCACCUUCCCUUGGCAAGUACGCGCUCCUCGUCUGGAGAUGAAGAUAAACUCCUCCAGAUCUUGCAGGAUAUGUCUAAAAAAAUUUCUACCGCUUCCUAGCCACCGCCUAGGAUCUAAACGGUGUCUUUCUAUAAGGGGACAAACCUCGCUAAUAGUAGAAAACACUGUAACAUUACUAAACAGACGAGUACUAUAUUUAUUCUGUACUCUUAUCCUGCAGUGACUUUAUUCCUGUUUACAUACAGGUACGGGGGAGAUUUAUCAAAACCCGUCCAGAGGAAAAGUUGCCCAGUUGCCCAUAGCAACCAAUCAGAUCGCUGCUUUCAUUUUUAUCAAGGCCUCUGCAAAAUGAAAGCAGCGAUCUGAUUGGUUGCUAUGGGCAACUCAGUAACUUUUCCUCAGGACAGGUUUUGAUAAAUCUCCCCCCAUAGUGCCUGCAAUCCAGUGUAUUUACUACCUCUGUAUAACUGUGGUUCUGAUGACCGACAAGGAUAGCCGAUGAAUGCUCGCCAUGCUGCUGCCAGAAACUUCACUUUCUGCAUGUAAUACAUUUUUCACCAUUUUGCAAAGAAAAGGACCAAGUUGAUAUGAAUUAGAACCUCUAACCUGUUCAGAAAACAAUUGGGCUGUAUUUGUAAUAAUGAAUUUUUUUUUUUGCAAUCAAUAAUUAUCUGACAGUUUUUUUUUUUUUUUUUUUUUUAAGAAUGGGAUCAUGAAAAGCGUUUAGGUUAAAGGGGUACUCCACUGGAAAAA